Messenger RNA from Homo sapiens (human), 3109 nucleotides. RefSeq names its product glycoprotein M6A (gene GPM6A). Lineage: Eukaryota; Metazoa; Chordata; Mammalia; Primates; Hominidae. The record is from RefSeq and is marked validated. Gene Ontology annotation, biological process: regulation of synapse organization; neuron projection morphogenesis; calcium ion transmembrane transport. Gene Ontology annotation, cellular component: axon; axonal growth cone; presynaptic active zone membrane. Gene Ontology annotation, molecular function: calcium channel activity.
GCAUAUAUUAAAUUUGUCUGACUAGGAAGAGUUAUGUCAGUAAAGCAAUUAGAUACAUGGGUUGUGAUUUGGGGAAAAAAGCUGAAUUAGAAAUCUGUACUUGUAAAUCAUCAACAAGUAUGUAAUCAUUGGUGAUGUUGAUACUGAUGAAAUCAACCUAAAGGUGGAACAAAAAGGACCAAAAAUAGUGACUUAAAAAAACAAUUUAGAAAAAAUCUCAGAACACGAAACAGAAUGUUAAAUUGUCACAGGAGAGAGCUUAUGCCCUUGAAUCAAGGGAAAAUAGAGUUCACAAGGAGCCAGCGGCCGGCAGCAUCACACUUUUAUGACAGACCUGGAAGGGUGUUUUGAAUGCUGUAUCAAAUGCCUGGGGGGCAUUCCCUAUGCCUCUCUGAUUGCCACCAUCCUGCUCUAUGCGGGUGUUGCCCUGUUCUGUGGCUGCGGUCAUGAAGCGCUUUCUGGAACUGUCAACAUUCUGCAAACCUACUUUGAGAUGGCAAGAACUGCUGGAGACACACUGGAUGUUUUUACCAUGAUUGACAUCUUUAAGUAUGUGAUCUACGGCAUCGCAGCUGCGUUCUUUGUGUAUGGCAUUUUGCUGAUGGUGGAAGGUUUCUUCACAACUGGGGCCAUCAAAGAUCUCUAUGGGGAUUUCAAAAUCACCACUUGUGGCAGAUGUGUGAGCGCUUGGUUCAUUAUGCUGACAUAUCUUUUCAUGUUGGCCUGGCUGGGAGUCACGGCUUUCACCUCACUGCCAGUUUACAUGUACUUCAAUCUGUGGACCAUCUGCCGGAACACCACAUUAGUGGAGGGAGCAAAUCUCUGCUUGGACCUUCGUCAGUUUGGAAUUGUGACAAUUGGAGAGGAAAAGAAAAUUUGUACUGUCUCUGAGAAUUUCUUGAGGAUGUGCGAAUCUACUGAGCUGAACAUGACCUUCCACUUGUUUAUUGUGGCACUUGCUGGAGCUGGGGCAGCAGUCAUUGCUAUGGUUCACUACCUUAUGGUUCUGUCUGCCAACUGGGCCUAUGUGAAAGACGCCUGCCGGAUGCAGAAGUAUGAAGACAUCAAGUCGAAGGAAGAGCAAGAGCUUCAUGACAUCCACUCUACUCGCUCCAAAGAGCGGCUCAAUGCAUACACAUAAAUGCAUCUUCCUGUUCUUUCUACCAUUUGAAUGCAUUGGUGUUUAACUAAGGGCCAUCCAACCAUCCAACCUUUAAAAAACAAAACGAAAGUGCUUCUCAUCAAUGAUAUGUAAGGUGACUUAUGAAUCACCUGAGUACAAUUCUUUGUUGUUUAGCACUUAAAUUUCCCAAUUUAUUAAAUUGAUGUAAAUCAGAUCUUUUCUACAAGCUCCUAUCCAGCCUUUUUUUUGAAAUUUCUCAAACUCAUUUACUAGUUCUGUAAAAUCAAAGAUACUAACAUUGUCAAAUGCAAAGAUUUGUUUGAUUUUUAACCACUUCCCAUGUGUUAUACAUAACACCUUUUGCAUUAUUUCUUAUGUUUUGAAAAGAAAAUAGCUUUUUAUACUUUUUAGUUUUGAUUUCGGUAACUAGUUUAACUACAGGUAACCUUCAAAGGGACCAUUGUACAUUAUGAACAAUAGAUAGAGAUUACAUCUUGAUGACUCUUGAAAUAUGGAAAUUUUGUCUGAAGAUCAGUGGCCAUAUUACUGUAGGCCCUGGUUCAUGUUUUCAUCAAUCUAAGGUGCAAUUUCUAAAUUUGUAAGAGUAGGUUUAAAAAAAAAAGUGCUUCUUAUCUUUGUUAACAUUGUACUUUUCCUUGAUGUUCUUAAAAGGUAUUUCCCUCAGAUUACUCAUGUUUAUGUUGUGAGCAUGUAGAAACAGUAAUGCUAAUGCAUGGCUAGUUGCCUUUUUAAGAUUGUGACACCAGGCUUACCUUUUAAAGUUUAGUAUAUAGAGACAAUUUUAAUGGAAAUAACUACUGUAGACUAUUGAAGAAUGAUCUCUUUGUGAUUUAAGAAGUGGCUGGAUUGGAACUUUUAAUAUGCUAAUGUGGAAAAUUAAUUACCUUUAUGAAGGUGGUUUAUUACAAAUAAGCACACUAACCCCUCGGAAGUUGUUUUACCUACUUUAAAAGUUUUAAUGGAUUGCACCUCUGUAAACUAUUCCUAAAAUGUGUAUGAUAUAUUUGAAAAGGCUUCCAUUAAUAUAAUAGCUUUGCUUGCAGCCUUCCAAUCUAUGUUGGUUUACCUGUAGUGUUUUAUAAAGUGUGGUCAGAGGCCCCUAUAGAAUGUAUUGUUUGAAAGUGUAGUGAUAUAUUUGUGUUUUUAUUUCAAGUAAGUCAUUUUAACCGAAUGUUCAUUCAUAUUCAUUUAUAAAAAGUACCUGUAUCAAAGGAAUUUUAACAAAGAGCAAUCAGUAUUAUUGGACCAAAUUUGGUGUUUGUUUUCACCUUGACGCUCUUCUUUUCAUUAUUUCUAAUGCUACAAGAAUGCUGUAAAGUGUCUUCUAAAAUGAUGUAGCCUGACAAGACAUUUUUUUCAGUGUAUAAAACUAGGUAGUAUUGUGCACUGAUUUGACCAUUGUGAAAUCCUUUCUCAGUGUAACUGCAUUUCUAAUAAAAAUUUAUUGAGUGAAACAAUCUUUGUACAAUGACUAGUCAUGCAUCAUCAGUAAUUUUACAAGUUCUUGUAGUAGGUAGGGGGUACUACUAGGGAUAUCUGUGGCAUGAUUAUGCAUUCCGUAGUAUUAUUUAAUUAAUUUGGGGUUCAUUUUGCUUCCUUUUCUUUAUGCUUAGAUUAUCUUACUGGUUCAACAUUUUUCUGAUAUAUGCAGUAUUACAGAUAUUCAGCAAAAGUAUUAAUGGGCUUCUUUAAAUUCUAUAUUAUAGUAUUUCAGUUCCGUGUCUUAACAGUUUGUGAUAAUUUCUAAAACUGUCUUUUCAACUUAUGUAAUGAUGUUGACACUUUUGGCUUUUAUUUCUGGUAUUAGAGUUUGUAUUUUCACAGAGUGCUUUGUAGCAGGCAUUACAAUUAAUCUGUUUUGUACAUAAAUGUGCCAACAGCUUGAUGGUGGCGUUUUUGAAAUGUAGAACAGAGUGCUUGCAAAAUGUAAUAAAUACACUUGUGUACUUUGUGUACUUAUUAUUA